CACUGAGUUGAAGUUUUCUUUUUCUUUUAGUUUUGUCCGUGUUGUAAUGCUGACGUUUUACUCGAUUGAUAUUUCUAUUUAUAUUUCGAGGUCUAUUUUCGAUACAACUUAUUGAAUUUUUAUUAUAAAUACAUAUCAUUAUUAACUGUAGUAUUGUUAAUUAUUACAUAAGUGCACUGAAAUUCAGUGUUACCGAAAAAAUAGAUAAAAUGAAGUUAUUGUCGAGUAUUAAUGAAGUUCCUGUUUUAACAAAAUCUAAUGUUCACAUAAAAAAUGAAGAGGGUUUAUUACAAAAAUUAAACAGAAUAAUAUCGCAAGGUCAUGAAAAAUUACAAAUAGUGACCGAUUUUGAUCACACUUUAACAAGGCACAUUAAAGAUGAUGGCACACCUGUUUUGACUAGUUUUGGAAUGCUCUCAGCUUGUCCAUCAGUCCCCCAACACUACAAAGAUGAGGAUUUGAGACUGUCGGAUAUUUACAAACCUAUUGAAUCCAAUGGAUUUAUAAGUGUUGAAGAGAAGACCAAACAUAUGGUUGAUUGGUAUGUGGCUGGCAAUAGUCUAUUGAAGGGUAUGACUUUUCCAAGGAAUGAAUUAAUACAAGUGGCUGAAGGACUAAAGGAUUGUUUUAGGAGUGGGGUUGAAUGUUUAAUCGACUGGAGUGACAGUAAUGAAGUUCCGGUAUUGAUAUUCUCUGCUGGACUCGGAGAUUGUGUGGAAGCUGCUCUGAAAAUUAACAAAUUGUUACGUUCUAAUGUUAAGAUCGUAGCUAAUUUCCUGGCAAUGGAUGAGAGCGACGAAAUAGUUGGCAUGCAAGGUGAAAUUAUACAUACAUUGAAUAAAAACGAAACUGCUAUCAAGAAUACAGAGUACUAUACAAUGGUUAGAAACAGAAGUAAUGUGAUCUUGAUGGGUGAUAACAUUGGCGAUGCCGGUAUGGCGGAAGGCAUGGAACACUGUGAUGUUGUUGUAAAAAUAGGAUACCUUAGUCGUAAUGUUGAGGAGAAUCUACAAAACUAUAGAGAUAAAUUCGACAUUGUGCUAGUCAACGAACACACUAUGGAUGUUGCAAAUACUUUAGUUUGUUUGCUGCAGUGACUUAUUUAUUAUAAUAUUAAAAUUCGGUCUAUUGAUGCGUCAAUCCUAUACAACGAGGAAGUUGCUUUGAAGAUAUUGAACGGGUUAUGUUGUGAAAGUAUUAACAUAUUAUUUUAUUUUAUUAUUAAUGUUAUGAUGAUAUUAUUUGUUUAACGUUACUUUUUAUUAUUAUUAAAUGUUAUGAAAUAAG
Molecule: messenger RNA, 1287 nt
Organism: Achroia grisella
Lineage: Eukaryota; Metazoa; Arthropoda; Insecta; Lepidoptera; Pyralidae
Product: 7-methylguanosine phosphate-specific 5'-nucleotidase-like
Exons: 6
Coding region: 210-1097 (295 amino acids)
Cellular component (GO): cytoplasm
Molecular function (GO): magnesium ion binding; 5'-nucleotidase activity
Source: RefSeq, a predicted model, not a curated record